UACCACUUUCUAUAUUUGAUUUAAAAGUUUGUAAUGGAGAUUGCUCGUCCAGGGAGGCCGUGCCGAGGCACUCGCCCCACCCUGGGCCCUCGUGACUGUGGAGGACAGCGCGGAGAGAGGGCACGCUGCACCCAUGGGCACCUACCUGUCUGCGCCCUGGUCGCUGCGUGGCGGGCGCAGAGGCCACCUGCGCACCCUCGGGCAUUUUGCGCAACAGCCUUCCAGCGUUCUCCGCUCUCCACGGCAAAUCGCCUUGAUCGAGGAAUUGAAGGAGGCUCGAAAAUUCCUUGUGUUUUUUCGGUGGGGUUCAGCUGUUGCAAAAAUAAUUGGUAAUAAUGUCAAGAAACUUCAGAAGUUUGCCUCCACCGUCAAGAUGUGGGUCUUUGAAGAAACAGUUAAUGGGAGAAAACUAACAGACAUCAUAAAUAGUGACCACGAAAAUAUAAAAUAUCUCCCUGGACACAAGCUGCCAGAAAAUGUGGUUGCUGUCUCAAAUCUCAGUGAGGCAGUGCAGGAUGCAGACCUGCUGGUCUUUGUCAUUCCUCACCAGUUCAUUCACAGAAUCUGUGAUGAGAUUACUGAAAGGGUGCCCAAAGAAGCGCUGGGAAUCACCCUCCUCAAGGGGAUAGACAAGGGCCCCGAGGGGCUGAAACUCAUUUCCGACAUCAUCCGAGAGAAGAUGGGCAUUGACAUCAGUGUGCUGAUGGGAGCCAACAUUGCCAGCGAGGUGGCUGCAGACAAGUUCUGUGAGACCACCACCGGCAGCAAAGUAAUGGAGAAUGGCCUUCUCUUCAGAGAACUUCUGCAGAUUCCAAAUUUUCGAAUUACUGUGGUUGAUGAUGCAGAUACUGUUGAACUUUGUGGUGCUCUGAAGACCGUUAAAGUACUGGAGAACGAGAUGCUGAAUGAGCAGAAACUCCAAGGACCUCAGACUUCUGCUGAAGUGUACCGCAUCCUCAAACAGAAGGGCCUAGUCGACAAGUUUCCAUUGUUUACUGCAGUAUAUCAGAUCUGCUACAAAGGAAAAUCUGUUCAAGAUAUGUUGUCUUGUCUCCAGAGUCAUCCACAGCAUAAAUAAAGUGAAUCAUGCAACAUGUUGAGGAAAUUUCUGCCAUA
This is a messenger RNA of Choloepus didactylus (southern two-toed sloth), 1116 nucleotides long. RefSeq names its product glycerol-3-phosphate dehydrogenase 1-like protein. Bases 134 to 1078 code for a protein of 314 amino acids. Lineage: Eukaryota; Metazoa; Chordata; Mammalia; Pilosa; Megalonychidae. The record is from RefSeq and is a predicted model, not a curated record. Gene Ontology annotation, cellular component: glycerol-3-phosphate dehydrogenase (FAD) complex; cytosol. Gene Ontology annotation, molecular function: glycerol-3-phosphate dehydrogenase [NAD(P)+] activity; NAD binding. The transcript has a single exon. Gene Ontology annotation, biological process: carbohydrate metabolic process; glycerol-3-phosphate catabolic process.